UUCGUCUUGGGAUCUAUAAAACUAAUAUAUCAUCUACUUUCCCUGAUUUUACUCUAAAAAAUCUAUUCUUUAUUGCUUUGCUUUCAUUUACUCUCUUGGGUUGGUUGGUGAAGACGAGUGAAGUGGAAAGAGGCCAGCAGCUUCGACCAAACUCGAGAGAAAUUGUUUGUUUUCAAUUUUGGUGAAAAAAAAGAAAGUAUUUAUUAUAUUUUAAUUUUAUACUUUAAAUCGUUUUUGGAUGUUCUUCGGUCUUGGGUUGAUUUUAGCUGUAAAGGGCCACACAUACACCAUUGCCCACAAAAUGCCCCCUUCUUGACGUCUCUCUCUCUAUGUGACUUUUGAUUUGAAUACCAAUUAUUUCUUUGAUGGAGUUUUAGUGGUGAUCAUUUUCUCUUCAGUUUAUUAUUAUAAUUCUCCGUUGAGAAACUUCUGGGUUUUUUUUUUUUUUGUUUUAAUUUUCUUUUGAAUUUCUAUGUGAGAUGUGAAAUUUGUCAAUUUUGAUCAUAUUUCUGAGCUGGAAGUUGGAUCAUCUCUCUCAGAGGCAUGUCACCUGCAGCCAAAGUCUCUGAGUUUCACAGAGAAGGAAAUGAUUGGUUUUGCAGAACAGGUCUUCCAAGUGACAUAACUGUUGUUGUUGAUGAUGUGAAGUUCCAUCUUCAUAAGGUUUGACGGUUAGAAUUUGUGUGAAUCUCUAAGAUGAACCAUGGAGAUUACCCUCUAGCUAGUGGUUUUAAGUAUGCCGGAACUGUUAGAUGUUAAGCUACAUAGAUUCAUUAACUAGUUCUGUGCAUGUACUUGAAUUGAGUAUCUAUGAGUGUUGGUAGCGACCCUCUUACAGAACUACAAGGGGGGUUUAUUUGCAGUUUCCUCUAGUGUCAAAAUGUGGAAAGCUAGCACGGAUGUAUGAAGAUGAUAAGAAAUCUCUCUGGACAACAGUUCUCGAAGAUUUCCCAGGUGGGUCAGAAACUUUCCUGACGGCUGCAAGAUUCUGUUACGGGGCUCGGGUAGAUUUGACCUCGAAGAACAUAGUUUCCACACACUGCGCAGCUGAGUACCUCGACAUGACAAGUGAGUACGGGGAAGAUAACUUGAUAUCCCAAGUGGAAACAUUUUUGCACAAGCACGUGCUUCGCAAUUGGAAAGACUGUAUCCUGGCCUUACAAAGCUCCAGCCAUGUGUUGAAAUCUGCUGAAAAGCUUCAGACAAUACCCAAACUCAUGAACGCUGUUUCAACGAUGGUGUGUACUGACCCUAGUCUGUUCGGAUGGCCUAUGAUGAUGUAUGGUACGUUGCAGAGUCCUGGUGGAAGCAUUCUAUGGAACGGAAUAAACACAGGAGCGCGAAUGAGAAGCUCUGGUUCGGAUUGGUGGUACGAAGAUGUCUCUUAUCUAAGUGUAGAUUUGUUCAGAAGGCUCAUCAAGACGAUGGAAACCAAAGGUAUACGCGCGGAAAGCUUAGUGGGUGCUAUGGUGUAUUAUGCGAGAAAGUACUUGCCUGGUUUGGGACGGUGGCAGAGCAGAAGAACAAGUGGCAGCAGCAACAACAACAAAAGCAGAACAAGUGUUGUGAGUUUUAGUUUGGCAGCAGCUUCUUCGUUUAUGUCUCCUGUUGAUCAGAUUGCGUUGCUUGAAACCAUUCUGAGUCUUCUCCCUGAAAAGAGAGGAAGAUCAUUCUGCAAGUUCUUGCUAUGUCUUCUCCGUGUUGCUUUCAUUUUGGGAGUUGAUGGGAGCUGCGUGAAGCAGUUAGAGAGAAGGAUAGGGAUGCAGUUGGAGCUCGCAACGCUCGAGAAUCUUCUGAUACUUAACUAUUCCGAUUCAGAGACUUUGUACAAUGUAGAUUGUGUAGAACGAAUGAUCCGCCACUUUGUAUCAUCAUCGUCAUCCUCAGAGCUAUCUGACUUCUCGCCUCCAUCGUUGGAUCCAGGGAUGUCUCCUUCCUCUUUGAGGAAAGUGGCUAAGCUGGUCGAUAGCUACAUGGCAGAGGUUGCUUCUGAUGUGAAUCUGAAACCUGAUAAGAUGCGGUCUCUUGCGGCAGCUCUUCCAGAAGGUUCAAGACCCUUGUACGAUGGUCUAUACAGAGCCUUUGAUAUCUAUUUCAAGGAGCAUCCAUGGCUAUCAGAUAAAGACAAGGAACAACUCUGCAACAUGAUGGACUACCAAAGACUCUCAAUAGACGCUUGCGCUCAUGCUUCCCAUAACGACAGGUUACCCCUCAGAGUUGUUCUUCAAGUCCUAUUCUUCGAACAAAUGCAUCUCAGAACCGCACUUGCAGGGGGUACCAACACCGGAACAGCUCAUGCAAUGACCGUUCCAGGACAAGAGAUAGUUGAGAGGGAUGGGUGGGUGACGGUUGUGCGCCAAAACCAGGUUUUAAAAGUUGAUAUGCAGAAAAUGAGGUCAAGGGUUGGAGAACUGGAAGAGGAGUUUCAGAAUAUGAAGCGGGAAAUGAAGAAGAGAGUGAGCAAGCCCUCUAGCUCAGUGAGCUCGCCUCGGCUGGUCAAGAUGGGCUGCAAGUUUCUUCUUCCACGAGCCUCUGAUACAGCCCAUGGAUCUGUGUCCAGCACUCCAAGAUCUGCUGCUGCUGCUGAACACGCACUGCCUCGCUCUUCCCGCCAUUCCAAACACCGUAAAAGCUUCUCAUUCUUCGGAUAAAUCUCUCUCCGAAGCUUGUCUUCUCUGUUUACUCAGGAAGGGGUUUCAUUGUUUCAAGAGGAGCAGAAGCUGGUCAUUUGGAACUGGAUCUCUUUUUGUUCAGCUAACUCGAUUACUCUUCGGUUAAGAGUAUUUGCCGCGGUUUUCUCUGAAGGUAAUUGUUUUGAAGACUCUUACCAUCAAAGGUUUCGGACACGUCAUGCCUUUGUGAUCUUGGUGGUGUUUGGGAAAAUGGGUAUACUGUAAAAGUAAAUAACUAGAGUUAGGAUCUAUAGAGAAAAGAGGGUAUAAUUCUUGUCUCAUUUGAUAUGAUUCUGUGGAAUCUUUGUAGAUGUGUUAUUGUGUCUACCUGUGUGUAACGCUUUCUUAGUCAUCUUAUCAUCCGCAAGCAUGUUGCUGUUCUGUCAAUAAAUAUAGAUUCUUUUAUA
This is a messenger RNA of Brassica napus (rape), 3079 nucleotides long. Its product is annotated as BTB/POZ domain-containing protein At3g44820. The transcript is spliced from 3 exons. The record is from RefSeq and is a predicted model, not a curated record. Gene Ontology annotation, molecular function: protein binding. Bases 900 to 2651 code for a protein of 583 amino acids. Lineage: Eukaryota; Viridiplantae; Streptophyta; Magnoliopsida; Brassicales; Brassicaceae.